CCACACGCUGUUGUAAGCUUUUCACCCCCCUGAGGUUGAUCACUGUUUCACAGUAAGUGCCCCUCUCACACGGUGCUUCUUUAUUUGUCCCAUUCACAGGGGCCUCUCCUUCAUUGAAGUUUUGUUCCUGCAGCAGAACCGAGGAGGCCAGACCGGCUCACUGCGCUUCCUUCUUACUGUCAUUCAAUCUUUUAAUAUUUUAGGCCAAUGUGUCACUGCAGCCCUGUGCUUGUUCACUGCUGUAUGAAGUAAUGAAUACCACCCCCACCCCCCCACACAGAGGUGGGGCGCUAUUAGACUAUAUAGCCAGCCUGCAAGACGUGACACUGCAUUGCUGUCUGUGCAGAAUUAGCAGAAACUCCACAAUGAAAGGUAUACUGAUCCUGUCUCUUCUCUGCUCGAUGGUGGGCAGCUUCCUGGCGCAGGACUAUGAGUGGGGAGGAUAUGAGGCAGGAGAGGCCAGCAAGGACACCUGUGUGAUGGACUCUGCCUCCUGUGGGUGCUGUCUAAUGCAGCAGAGGAUGCAGCGCUUGGAGUGGCUCUUCAACCACACCAUGGACCAGCUGAGCAAAGACCUGGACCAGGCCAGCAAGAGACUGAAUGACCUGAGAGUGAGCCGCACUGCUUUCUCCGCUGCGCUGUCUACCCGAACCGAGUGCGUGGGGCCCUUCAGAGACAACGCCACGCUGCUCUAUAAGAAGGUGUUUGUGAACCAGGGCGGCGCCUACAGCGAGCAGACGGGCGUGUUCACGGCCCCACGCAGCGGCGUGUACAGCUUCUCCGUGACGGUGUUCAGCGACGCUGGCGCGCCCGGCGCCCGGCUCAACAUCUUCGCCCUGCUGCAGCGGAACGGGCAGGACCUGGCGGGCGUGCACGACGACAACUUCGACGACCAGGAGGACAGCGCCACCCAGAGCCUGGCGCUGCAGCUGCUUGCCGGGGACCAGCUGUCAGUCAGGCUGGUGUCGGGGAGGGUGGUCUGCGACGACGUGAGCCACUACAACACCUUCAGCGGCUUCCUCGUGUUCACCACCGACCCGCUGUAACCCCCCUUAACAAGCACCCCACCCCACCCCAGGCUCCCUGCUCUCUCCUCCACCCCACAGACUUGACGCUCUGCAGCACCCUACGCUUCUCUAUGCGUUUCAACGCCUGCUUUUCAGUACCUGCUUUUAGAGCUUGACCAGGUUCUUGUGACACUUUUCCACAAUUCCUUUACUUUGCUGUCCUUUCACCACAGUAUGCUACAGCCUGCCUUGCCUGUGCUGGCCCCUGCAUUAGUCAGUAUACUCUGCCGAGACGCUUGGGGAAGGGUGCGCAGCUUCGGCGUCAAUACCCCGAGUGGCCACAAGGUGGAGACAUUCCUCAGUAAUGCCUCGUUCCUGCUGCAGCUCGAAGGUCACGCUGGUAAUCUGCUGUUCACGUUUGACGGAGUCAAAACAAAGACAAGCACGGAUUUGAGUUUGAGUUUGUUAGGCAUUCUUCCGCUGGUUUCUUGUGUGCUCUGUGCUAAAAUGUGCUGCAAUGCAAUCAAACAAACAUACAAGUGCUUGGCGUCUCGGUGCUGUGUUUGCUGUGUCUGUGAUUUGUGUCAAUAAAGUCAUCU
Molecule: messenger RNA, 1606 nt
Organism: Polyodon spathula (Mississippi paddlefish)
Lineage: Eukaryota; Metazoa; Chordata; Actinopteri; Acipenseriformes; Polyodontidae
Gene: cbln20
Product: cerebellin 20
Exons: 4
Coding region: 252-1046 (264 amino acids)
Molecular function (GO): protein binding
Source: RefSeq, a predicted model, not a curated record